AUGCGCCGCAACGGCUUACAUAAGCAGUCCCGCAGCCACGCGACGUCUCAACGCUGUGGAAUACGCCAAUUGACAACCUUCGGAGGGGUAAUGGUAGAAUGGAGUCCGACGUCUUGGACGUCGAAACCGAUCAAACAAGAUGUCACAUAUGAGGACCCCGAUGCUGUGAAAGCCGCCUUGACAAAACUUCAGAAGCUGCCACCUUUGGUUACCCCUCAUGAGAUUGUUAGUCUGAAAAAUAGCCUACGGAAUGUUGCUCUUGGAAAGGCCUUUGUCUUGCAGGGUGGUGACUGCGCGGAGCUUUUCGAUUAUUGUAACCAGGACAAGAUUGAGGCGAAGGUCAAGCUCCUUCUUCAAAUGAGCUUGGUUUUAAUCUGGGGAGCCAACAAACCUGUCGUUCGUAUCGCUCGGAUAGCUGGCCAAUUCGCCAAGCCGCGAUCCAGCCCAAAUGAGACUAUUAACGGUAUCACAAUGCCCUCCUUCCGCGGCGACAAUAUAAAUGGUUUCGAUGCCACACCGGAGUCCCGAAAACCUGACCCAGAACGCUUGGUAUCAGCAUACUUCCACUCUGCUGCGACGCUCAAUUAUCUUCGUGCAGCUUUAUCUUCCGGAAUCGCAGAUCUCCACUCCCCCCUCGACUGGGGGCUGGGUCAUGUCGUUUCGCCAUCCAUCACCCAGAAAUACGAAAAAAUAAUCAACGCAGUUACAGAUGCUCUGCGUUUUAUGCACACUGUUGGUCUGGACCAAGACCGCCGCGUUGAGACGGCCGAUAUAUACACUAGCCACGAGGGCCUGUCAUUAGAGUAUGAGCAAUCAUUCACUCGUCUCCUGCGUCAUCCACCCGAGGCUUUCCCAUCACCCGCUCAAUAUCAAGAACGAACGCUCCGACGUGGGUCGUCAGCAUCAAUAUCAAAGGGUUACUACGAUACCUCCGCACAUUUCCUCUGGAUAGGAGACCGCACGCGGCAGGUCACGGGUGCCCACGUCGAAUUCUUCCGCGGCCUCAGCAACCCCAUCGGUAUAAAGAUUGGACCCAGCAUGACAGCCGAUGAGCUGGUCGAGCUACUCAAUACCGUCAAUCCAACCAAGGAAAUCGGAAAGGUCACGCUCAUCUCGCGGUACGGCGCCGAUAAAAUCUCCCAAUACCUCCCGGCACACAUUGCCGCUGUAAAGGCUUCUGGCCAUUUGCCCGUCUGGCAAUGUGACCCGAUGCAUGGAAAUACGCAAUCGACACCGUCUGGCGUGAAGACGAGGCAUUUCACGAAUAUAUUGUCAGAGCUCAAACAGGCACUAGAGAUACAUCGAGCUUCGGGCAGCUUUUUGGGAGGAAUGCAUCUCGAGCUGACAGGCGAGGCGGUGACGGAGUGUGUUGGAGGCGCUGGCGGAUUGACAGAGGAAGGUCUUUCGGAGCGUUAUGAGACAUUCUGUGAUCCAAGGCUUAAUGAAAAGCAAGCUCUUGAAUUAGCGUUUUUGGUUGCUGGGUUUUACAGAGAGGAUAUGGAACGCGAAGAGCAAAUUCUUUGA
Messenger RNA from Talaromyces atroroseus, 1524 nucleotides. Its product is annotated as Phospho-2-dehydro-3-deoxyheptonate aldolase. Gene Ontology annotation, biological process: aromatic amino acid biosynthetic process. Gene Ontology annotation, molecular function: 3-deoxy-7-phosphoheptulonate synthase activity. The transcript is spliced from 8 exons. Lineage: Eukaryota; Fungi; Ascomycota; Eurotiomycetes; Eurotiales; Trichocomaceae. The record is from RefSeq and is a predicted model, not a curated record. Bases 1 to 1524 code for a protein of 507 amino acids.